UAUGCGGUUCAGCUGGUUUUCGCAGAGUUCUCUUGAUUGUUUUAUAUUUGACAAAAACGUGUUCGGUCAGCUACAUUUCUGCUUUUUUUUAAAUUUCGUUUCAAUUACGCUAGCGUCAUUGUUGUGUAAGGUUUUGUGGUACGUUAGAUAAUCCUUAGUUUGACAUAAUUGCUAAAAACAUUUCAUAGAACUGAGUUGCAGAAAUUCUGUCACAUUUUGGACGUGUUGAGAAUUUUUUCUGCAUCUCACUUGACCAAAAAGCAGCUGAAAUGAGUGGCAUUGUCAAAGAAGAAACACGCAGUUUUUCACCUCAUUGUCCCAAACCCAAUGAAUCCGAGGAGCCAGAAGGUACUGCAGUGGAGGAGUCCACUAUAGAAAAUAACCAGGCUGAAGGGAUGAUCAUUACCAAGGAGAUGGAGGAAGAGGAGAAGCAUUUGAUGGAGGAGGGAGAGAAGAAAGAAAGGGAGAUGAUGGAGGAGGCCAGACAGUCAUGGGAAAAAGAUUCCCAAGAGAUGCGAUUCAAAAGACUCCAGCACCUUUUAGAGAAAAGCAACAUAUACUCAAAGUUUCUGCUCACGAAGAUGGAGCAGCAGCAGCAAGAGGAAAAACUUAGACAAGAAAGACUUGAGAAGAAAGCUGCUAGCCUGAAGAAAAAGGGUAAUGAUAAAAAGACAGUAAAAGCUGAGAAAAAGAAGCGUGGAUGGGAAGAGGAUUACAAAAUUGCAGAUGUUAUGUCCAAAGAGGAAAUAAUGUCAAAGGCCAAGAAACCAAAAAUAGAAGUGGAGGCUCAUACAGCAGUCAAAUUGGAAGCUGAGGAUAUAGAGAAACUGGGUGACUCAAACUCUGAUAUUAAAGGCCGGCUGUCCGAGGCUAUGCGGGAAAACAGCCAGCAGAUGCUGGAUCCAGAGAGAACAGUGAACGGUAAACCUGUACCUGCACAGCAACCCAAACUCUUCACUGGAGGUGUGAUGAGGUGGUAUCAGGUGGAAGGCAUUGAAUGGCUCAGGAUGCUGUGGGAGAAUGGCAUCAAUGGUAUCCUUGCUGAUGAAAUGGGUCUUGGGAAAACAAUACAGUGCAUCGCCCAUGUUGCCAUGAUGGUUGAGAAGAAAGUCCUUGGGCCCUUCCUGGUUGUGGCUCCUUUAUCCACUCUUCCAAACUGGAUCUCAGAAUUUAAGCGCUUCACACCAGAGGUGUCGGUCAUGCUUUAUCAUGGACCACAAAAAGAGAGGAUGGACCAGGUGAAACAGAUCCGCAAGCACCAGGGCCCCCUGAAAAUGUGUCCUGUAGUUGUGACCUCCUUUGAAAUAGCCAUGAGAGAUAGGAGGUUUCUUCAGCGUUUCCACUGGAACUAUUUGAUUGUGGAUGAAGGCCACAGAAUUAAAAACUUGAACUGUCGACUAGUGCAAGAGCUGAAGAUGUUACCGGCUGAUAACAAACUGCUUCUGACAGGAACUCCCCUGCAGAAUAAUCUGUCAGAGCUAUGGUCUCUCCUCAACUUCCUCCUUCCUGAUGUGUUUGAUGACCUCAAGAGUUUUGAGUCAUGGUUUGACAUAAGCACCAUUACUUCAGAUGCAGAAAAUAUUGUGGCUUGUGAGCGAGAGCAAAACAUCCUCAACAUGCUUCAUCAGAUCCUCACACCCUUCCUUUUAAGAAGACUGAAGUCAGAUGUCACAUUGGAAGUCCCACCAAAGAAGGAGAUUGUGGUGUAUGCACCCCUCACCAACAAACAAGAGGCCUUUUACAUGGCCAUUGUAAACAAGACUAUAGCAAAACUACUGGGCCAGGAGAAAGAUGAUUUGGGACCUGUGCAGCUGACGUCCAGCGGCCGGCCAAAACGCAAGACCAGGAAAGUGGUUGACUAUUCUGAGAAUAGCACUGACUCUGCACAAGAUCUGAAGAAAUACAUAGAGAAGGUUCAGCAAGAGAUGGAAAGUCAGGAAAGCUCUGCACCAGUGGUGGAGGUACAGAUGCCGAUUGAUGCUCAAAUCAACUUGAAACUGCAGAACAUACUGAUGCUGCUGAAGAGGUGCUGCAACCAUGCUUACCUGAUAGAGUACCCUCUGAACCCUUCAGGAGAAUUUAAGAUUGAUGAGCAAUUAGUGGCGGCAUCAGGAAAGUUUCUUAUCCUAGACAGAAUGCUUCCUGAACUGAAGAAAAGAGGGCACAAGGUGCUGAUAUUCAGCCAGAUGACUUCCAUAUUGGAUAUUCUGAUGGAUUACUGUUAUCUCAGAGGUUAUGAAUACAGUCGAUUGGAUGGAUCAAUGAGUUAUACAGACAGAGAUGAGAAUAUGAGGAAGUUCUCUUCUGAUCCAGAGGUGUUCCUCUUCCUCCUGAGCACUCGAGCUGGUGGUCUUGGGAUCAACCUCACAGCUGCUGACACGGUCAUCAUAUUCGACAGCGACUGGAAUCCUCAGGCAGAUUUGCAGGCGCAGGAUCGGUGUCACCGUAUUGGGCAAACCAAACCCGUGAUGGUGUACCGCCUUAUUACGGCCAACACCAUUGAUGAGAAGAUCCUGGAGAGAGCAUCUGCCAAGAGAAAGCUGGAGAAGAUGGUCAUUCAUAAAAAUAAAUUCAAAGGUUCAAAAGCAGAGCUCAAACAGACAAAGAGCUGCAUCGAUGUAAAUGAGCUGGUUGAACUUCUAAAAUCCAGAGACUACGACAGGGCAGUGAAAGGCACUAAAGGAAAAGUCAUCAGUGACCAAGAUCUGGAGAUCCUGUUGGACCGCAGUGAUUUAAUGGAUCAAGCUAAGAAGCGAAUCAAACAGGAGAAGGAUGGUGUGUUUAAGGUUAUACAGGCCAAAGAUGAAAAUGGUGACAUCAGUCUUUCCUGAGAGGAGUGACGACACUUGGAACUCACCUUUGGGUCAAAGUUGUAUGCUUUAUUACCACUGCAAAAACUGCCUAAAGAAAGAGUGAGAUCUUUGUUUUCAACUGCUGUAAUCAGUUCAUACUUCUUAUCAAACAUUCAGUAGUUUUGGGAAUAGCACUAAAAAAAUGAAUCCUGCAUUUACAGAUACUGUUGUAUAUUUUGUGCCUAGUUGACUGAAUCUAUCAUCUAAACAGAGAAAUGUUCUUGAAAGCACUUUGAACUAUUCUAGGAUACUGUAGAACAUGCAGAUUUUGCCUUUAUUUUUCUAUAGCUUUGUAUGCUGUUCAUGUCCAGCUUAUUUAAUGUAACUGGCCAUGCUUGGUGCAUUCAAAAGAACUUGAUAUAGAAAUGUUACUGUGCAUAACUUUUAUAUUCUGCCAGAAAUUCAGCAUAUACAUAAAAGCGGUGUAGGCAGAGAACCAGUGAGUAUCUAUAAAUGAUGUGUGCCAGUGUAGGCACUAGAAUUUAAUUAACUUAACAGUGGAACUCUGUGGUGUAAUUUGUUUCUACUGUUGUAGACUGAUGAACAAUUGGAUAUGCAUUACCGACUAAACUCCUGUAAAUAUAAUCUGAUGAUAAGUCGUGGUUUAAUCAAGUUUUUUAAUAAGCUGCACAUUGUUCAUUUACACAAUUUCAGUUGUUUAACGUGGCUGUAGUAUGGAAACUGCAUUUUAACAUGUAUUCCAAAUCCAUUAAAAAACUUAUUAAAAUAUGGAACAAUCUUUUAUACCAGCAGUUUCUUGAUAAAGUUGGUGUAAGACUUACUGCCUCACUGACAAGUCACAUUUUACAUCAUUAAACGGGUGCAAACUA
Molecule: messenger RNA, 3682 nt
Organism: Myxocyprinus asiaticus (Chinese sucker)
Lineage: Eukaryota; Metazoa; Chordata; Actinopteri; Cypriniformes; Catostomidae
Gene: hells
Product: helicase, lymphoid specific
Exons: 23
Coding region: 270-2831 (853 amino acids)
Biological process (GO): pericentric heterochromatin formation; DNA methylation-dependent constitutive heterochromatin formation; lymphocyte proliferation
Cellular component (GO): nucleus; pericentric heterochromatin
Molecular function (GO): ATP-dependent chromatin remodeler activity; ATP binding; chromatin binding
Source: RefSeq, a predicted model, not a curated record